Messenger RNA from Cucurbita pepo subsp. pepo (vegetable marrow), 1925 nucleotides. RefSeq names its product actin-related protein 8. Gene Ontology annotation, molecular function: protein binding. Lineage: Eukaryota; Viridiplantae; Streptophyta; Magnoliopsida; Cucurbitales; Cucurbitaceae. The record is from RefSeq and is a predicted model, not a curated record.
CAUCUGGUGGCGUUCACUUCUCACGUGUCAACCGACGCCUCCGCCACCGCCACCGCCACCGCCCACAUCCGAAGUCAUCUCUGGCCGAUUGAGCUAAGUAUCAAUCCCAUCCAAAUACCCGAAACCCCCAAAUCAUUUCCCCCAUUUAUGCAAUGGAAUAUCAUAAUUUGACGAAUUUGGCUCUCAACCCUCUUCACUGCCUUUAGCAUAGACUCCAAAUUUGUUCUUAUUUUUCAAUUUGCCGAUGGCUACGUUGCUGAAGAAAGUAUGGGAAUCGGUGUCCACCCGCUCCGUAUUGAGCUUGGAGAUGUCGUCUAGUGAUCAUCGGGGAUUUGAUGAGUCGUCGUUGGGUGAAUUCGAUCGGAUUCCGAUGGAUAUUCUGAUGAACAUACUUAAAUUAAGUGGCCCCAAAAGCGCGGCAAAGAUGGGUAUGCUUUGUAAGUCUUGGAGAUCUCUUGUUUCUGAUAAUGGGCUUUGGGUUUUUUUCCUUCAAAACCAGUUGGUGGAGCCUUGGGAUUCUAUUUUGUUUGGAGAAACUAAGUUGGCUUUGGGGUACCCUCUUGAAUCAUUCUCUAGUCAGGUGAUGCCAUUGUCAUUCAUGGAAGUAUAUAGCAAACGGGUUGCGGUACCGGGCUCUGUUAUAAUUGAUGGUGGCUCUGGCUAUUGCAAGUUCGGUUGGAGCAAAUACGAUUGUCCCUCGGGGCGUUCUGCAACAUUUUUGGAAUUUGGGAACAUCGAAUCUCCCUUGUAUUCUCGACUUCGACACUUUUUUGCUACUAUUUACGGCAGGAUGCGAGUUAAAACGUCUCUCCAUCCAGUCGUAGUGUCGGUGCCUCUCUGCCAUUAUGACGAUACCGAAUCUGCCAAAGCUUCAAGACAGCAGCUCAAAGAGGCCAUCCAUUCAGUGUUAUUUGACAUGAACGUCCCUUCUGUUUGUGCCGUUAAUCAGGCAACACUAGCUUUGUAUGCUGCAAGAAGAACGUCGGGAAUUGUUGUUAAUAUCGGGUUCCAGGUUACUUCAAUCGUCCCAAUUUUACAUGGAAAAGUAAUGCGGAAAGUUGGGGUCGAAGUCGUGGGACUUGGAGCUUUAAAGCUUACAGGCCACCUUCGAGAGCUGAUGCAACAGAAUAAUAUACGUUUCGAAUCAAUGUACACCGUUCGAGCAUUGAAAGAGAAUCUGUGUUAUGUUGCUCAAGACUACGAAGCCGAGUUCUCUAAAGAUACUCGAGCAUCCUAUGAAGCUAAUGGGGAAGGUUGGUUUACUCUUUCCAAAGAGCGGUUUCAAACCGGAGAGCUCUUAUUUCGACCGAGUAUGGCAGGAGUGCGAGCAAUGGGGCUGCACGAGGCUGUGGCACUUUGUGUGGACCAUUGCCAUGCUGCAGAACUAACAUGUGAUGAUUCAUGGUUCAAGACUGUGGUUUUGUCGGGCGGCAGUGCUUGUCUUCCAGGACUCGCAGAAAGGUUGCAGAAGGAACUGUAUGGGCUUCUUCCUUCAUCCAUAUCCAAUGGUCUCAGAGUCAUUCCUCCACCAUAUGGUGCAGACACAGCUUGGUUUGGAGCGAGGCUUAUUAGCAAUCUAAGUACCUUCCCCGAUCAUUGGUGCAUUACCAAGAAGCAAUUUCGAAAGUCCAAACUCAACCUCAUCUGGUGAUUACUCUUCAUCUCGGCUUGGUUGUUCGAUAUUGAACGUAGAUGCCAUCAUUCGAGUCUUGAGCUUGCUCGAGAUAUCUCAAAAAUAAAAAAGGUAGCAUCCUUGAAUAUAAAUUACUUCGUCAAUACCUGAAAUAUAUUAUGCUAAUAAAUUAAAUACGAACUAGGAGUAUAAUAAAAUAUCGCUUAGUUUACGUGACGAUACCAAAAGGAUAGCUUCAAAAUAAACAUUAUAUAGACAUUCUUCAUCACUUGUAUCAUUCAUCUUCUUUUUA